AUGGGAUCGAAAGGGUUCGCGUCGUGCCUGGUGCUGCUCCUCGUCGGGUCUUCCGGUGUUUUAGCGUUGCCUCGAGUGGUUGGUCAAGGAGAUGGGAAGUCGAACGUGCAGGUGCAUUACAACAUCACUAGUGCUAAGCUGGGACUUGCACCUACAGACGACGACGGGUUCGUCGAUUUCGAGUCACAUGGAGCUCCAGGACUCGGCAACGACCGGAAGCCCGGAUUCUGCUCCGACUGCGUUUGCGGAGGGACCUCCCGGAAAACCAGAAUCGUAGGUGGUGGAGUAUCGGGAUCUCGGGAAUUCCCGUGGGUGGUGAUCAUCAGACGAGAAAACGUGUACCACUGUGCAGGAACCCUGAUAACUCGCAGACACGUCGUCACGGCAGCCCACUGCCUGAAGAACUCCGUGGAGGGCGACUUCAUCAUCGUUCCCGGGGAGACCAACCGCGCCUCGGACCGACCUGGGGUAGAGCACAAAGUGAAGACCAUCUACUCUCACGAGAGGUUCAACCCCUACGACUUCAACAACGACAUCGCCGUCAUGGAACUGGAGACUCCUGUACAAUUGAGCUCUACCGUGCAAACCCUUUGUCUACCGGACAAUCAGUACGUCGAUUACACCGGUCGCAUGGCUACCGCAGUGGGAUGGGGAAGAACCGAAGAAGAUGGAAUAUUGUCCAGCCAAUUGUUGAAGGUAGACGUUCCCAUUCUGUCCCAGGAGGAGUGCGAUCGGUCAGGAUAUGCCGAGCACCGAGUGACGGAGAACAUGUUUUGUGCCGGAUAUCUGGAUGGAGGAAGAGACGCAUGUAGAGGCGACAGCGGGGGACCUCUUCAAGUUCUUGGACCCAAUGGGCAUUACGAGUUCGCAGGAAUUAUUUCCUGGGGUCGAGGAUGUGCCCGACCUCGUUUUCCUGGAGUCUACGCGAAGAUGACGAAUUAUUUGGGAUGGCUGAAGGAUCGUCUUCAAGGAGAAUGCGUCUGUCAUCCCGUUCCGUAAAUUAUCCGACCGGCCGCCAUUUUGGAUUUUUACCCUGGAACAGCCUGGCGAUGCGUUGCUCUCGAUAAUUCGAUUACACCCAAAAAGCAAGA
This is a messenger RNA of Orussus abietinus, 1091 nucleotides long. RefSeq names its product trypsin 3A1. Lineage: Eukaryota; Metazoa; Arthropoda; Insecta; Hymenoptera; Orussidae. The transcript is spliced from 7 exons. The coding region runs from base 1 to 999 and encodes 332 amino acids. The record is from RefSeq and is a predicted model, not a curated record. Gene Ontology annotation, biological process: proteolysis. Gene Ontology annotation, molecular function: serine-type endopeptidase activity.